This is a messenger RNA of Aspergillus clavatus NRRL 1, 2124 nucleotides long. Its product is annotated as dipeptidyl-peptidase III. NCBI's taxonomy places the organism in Eukaryota, Fungi, Ascomycota, Eurotiomycetes, Eurotiales, Aspergillaceae. Gene Ontology annotation, biological process: proteolysis. Gene Ontology annotation, cellular component: cytoplasm. Gene Ontology annotation, molecular function: metalloexopeptidase activity; dipeptidyl-peptidase activity. The record is from RefSeq and is a predicted model, not a curated record. The transcript is spliced from 3 exons. Bases 1 to 2124 code for a protein of 707 amino acids.
AUGGAUGACAAGGUCAAGCAGCACUAUCUGGCCGACUCGCCCCCCACAGUAGUUCGACUCGAAGUCAAGUCGCAUUUUGAUUCACUCAGAGAUCCUAAGCUAAGAAAAUAUGCCCAUUACCUGAGCAGAGCUGCAUUCGAAGGUACCCGCAUCACUUUGCGUCAAGUCUCGCCUGAAUCCGAGCCUAUCUACGAUCUUAUCAUUUCCCUUCACAAUGCCUGUGACGGAGAUUGGGCCAGUCUAGCGAAGAAGACUGGUGUGAGCGACGAACACCUUCGUUUCUUCCUGGAAUAUGCUGCGCAGUUCCUCGGAAAUUGUGGUAACUACAAGGGAUUCGGAGACUCGAAGUUUAUCCCACGGCUGCCUGUUACCGCGUUGGAGGCCCUGGCUUCCGUAACACCAGAGACGAAGCAAGCUUUUGAAAAGGCUAACAGCAUCGGAGGGGGAAUUUACGAGACAAAUGAUCAAUCCCUUAUGCACUUGGGUUAUCCCGAAAAUGGCCAUAUGACUACCUACUAUCCUGACUCGCCCACUAUCACCAAGGAUGAGAUCACAGCCAUUGGAGAUUUGAUGGAGCAGAAGGGCUUGCCCUUGGAGAAUACGCGCAUCAAAAAGGGCCCCUCGGGCGACUUCGAACUCUUGAUUGCAUCGGGUGUAUCCUCACCUCCAGUGAGGGACCGCGAUCUUGGUGACGUCACAACCCUGGAGCUGGGCGGAGCGCUGAAAGGGAAAAAUGUUCAUCUUGUUUUCGGUGAUUAUAGGGAAGAGAUGGCGAAGAUCGCCCAUAGCGUCAAGUUGGCUUCGCUGAACGCAGCCAACGACAACCAGAAGAGAAUGCAUGAUGCCUAUGCUCUUUCAUUCGCUUCCGGAUCUAUUGAAGCCUUCAAGGAGGCUCAGCGUAUCUGGGUCAAGGAUCAGAAGCCGAUCUUGGAAAGCAAUCUCGGAUUUGUGGAAACAUACAGAGAUCCCCAUGGAGUGCGUGGAGAGUGGGAAGGGUUCGUUGCACUGGUUAAUCUCGAGCGCACUCGUGCCUUUGGAAAGCUUGUGGACAGUGCCGAAAGCAUGAUCCCCAAGCUCCCAUGGGGUAAGGACUUUGAGAAGGACAAGUUUCUUAGUCCUGAUUUCACAUCUUUGGAAGUUCUCAGCUUCCAAUCCUCUGGUAUUCCUGCUGGUAUCAAUUUGCCCAACUAUGACGAUAUUCGUCAGAACCUAGGAUUCAAGAACGUCUCCCUUGGAAAUGUUCUGAGUGCCAAGGCUCCUAAUGAGCCUGUGCCUUUCAUCCCUGAGAAGGACCUGGAGGUUUAUCGCAGAUGCCGUGACCCAGCAUUCGAAGUACAGGUCGGCAUUCAUGAGCUUUUGGGACAUGGAACAGGCAAGCUGUUGCAAGAAACUGUUCCAGGAGUGUAUAAUUUCGACGUGUCAAACCCUCCCGUAAGCCCGGUCACGAACAAGCCCGUGGCCAGCUGGUACAAGCCUGGUCAGACCUGGAGCUCUGUCUUUGGAGCUAUCGCAUCUUCCUAUGAAGAGUGUCGGGCGGAGUGCGUAGCUAUGGUUCUUAGCUGCGACUUCAGUAUUCUCAAGAUUUUCGGAUUCGGCGACGGCACAGUUGACCUCAACAACGAGGCUGGUGAUGUGCUAUUUGCAGCAUAUCUCCAGAUGGCUCGCGCUGGCCUAGUCGCCCUCGAGUUCUGGGAUCCAAAGACCCAGAAAUGGGGACAGGCUCAUAUGCAAGCUCGUUACAGUAUUCUGCGCACUUUCCUGGACGCCGGAGAUGGCUUUGUCAAGCUUGCUUAUACCAAGGAAGAUCUGUCCGACCUCGAGAUUCAAUUGGAUCGUUCGAAGAUCCUGACUCACGGACGACCCGCUGUGGAGAGAUAUCUACAGAAAUUGCAUGUCUACAAGAGCACUGCCGACGUGGAAGCAGGCAAGCAAUUGUAUGAUGAUAUCACUUCCGUGGAUGAGUGGUGGGGAACCAAGGUGCGCGAUAUCGUCCUGAAGAACAAGAUCCCUCGCAAGAUCUUCGUGCAGGGCAACACCAUCUUGGAAGGGGACGAGGUGACGCUGAAGGAGUACGAACCCACGCUGGAGGGUAUGAUCCAGAGUUUCGUUGAGCGCCAUGUUUAA